This is a messenger RNA of Penaeus chinensis, 2923 nucleotides long. RefSeq names its product probable cytochrome P450 CYP44. The transcript has 12 exons. Bases 27 to 1607 code for a protein of 526 amino acids. Gene Ontology annotation, molecular function: oxidoreductase activity, acting on paired donors, with incorporation or reduction of molecular oxygen; iron ion binding; monooxygenase activity. NCBI's taxonomy places the organism in Eukaryota, Metazoa, Arthropoda, Malacostraca, Decapoda, Penaeidae. The record is from RefSeq and is a predicted model, not a curated record.
UGAAUAUAUCAUCAACUAAGUCAAGAAUGCAACAGUUCAGGUGGCUAACGUUAGGAAAAAAAUGGGCUUCCCAGAGGAAUGGAUUGCUACAUUGGAAUGCUGGUAACACUCCUAGGCAUUUGAGAUACACAAGUAGUGUGAGUGCCAGUGUCUCAGCUGGGGUGUCAGAACAACGCAAGCCUUUCUCUUCAAUACCAGGGCCACUUAGACUGCCUCUUAUUGGUACUUUGUUGCCAUACAAGAUUGGUCUUAAGAAGCUCAAAGACUACCACUACCAUGUGUGUGACCUCUACCACCAGUAUGGACCCCUUGUAAAAGAACACUUUGGGUCACAGGUCAUUGUGCAUGUGUUUGACCCAGCUGACAUUCGCACUGUGUAUGAAAAUGAUGGCAAGACCCCUUACAUUCCACCAUUGCAGGAAACAACGCAGUUUUACCGUCAGGAGAAAGAUAUGUCACUUGGUCUUGGAAAUAUUAAUGGAGAAGAAUGGUACAAGCUCCGACACUCCGUGCAGAUGAUGAUGCUCCGUCCUCGUGAGGUGAGCUACUACUACCCCUUGCAAGAUGGAGUGGCGAAAAAGGCUAUCGAGAAGCUAGCAGCAGAGGUGGAUGAGGAUGGGGUUGUCUCCAAUCUGAACACACUCAUUAGCCAGUGGAUUCUUGAAUCUGCAGGCAUGUGUUGCUUUGAGAAAUCCCUUGGUUGCCUAAGUGGAGGUGAUGAGGAAGAAAUGGCAAAGAAUCUGGUCAGGACAAAUGUUCAAAUAUUUCAGCUGUCUGCAGAACUGAAGUUUUCAAUGAGAAUAUAUCGGUAUUUCAAGACUAGGAAGUAUAAGAAGCUUCAUAAUCUUGAGGACUUUUUUUAUGGGGUUUCCAUAGACUUCAUUACUGAUGCACUGAAUCACAUUAAGGGCCUCUCAGCAGAGAACAAACUGAAGGAGGGAGACUUUAACUUCCUCACUUACUUGAUGUCACGGAAAGAGCUCUCCCAUAAGGAUAUUCUGACCAUCACUCUUUCACUGUUUUCCGACGGUCUUUCUACGACAUCACCUGUCCUCUUGGGAAACCUGCACUGUUUGGCUCUGUAUCCAGAAGUACAAGAACGACUCUAUGAAGAAAUAAAAAAGAAUGUUGAUCCAUCUUCACCUAUAACAGUACACACAAUCAAUAAGCUGCAUUAUCUAAAGGCUUUUGUGAAAGAGGUAUUUAGGUUCUACCCAGUGGGAGAAAGUGUUCAACGUCUCCCUCAAAAGGACCUUGUUCUCAGUGGCUUCCAUGUGCCAGCUGGUACAUAUCUUGAUCUAAAUCCAUACCUGUGGUUGCUGAGUGACAUGUACUUCAGUGAUCCUCUGGUUUUACGUCCUGAGAGAUGGCUUAGGGAUUCUGCAGGAACCCUGGCAGUUGAUCCCUACAUUCUAAACCCAUUCAGCAUUGGAACUCGAAUGUGUGCCGGGCGGAGAUUUGCAGAACAGGACCUGUUUGUGGGGCUGUGCAGGCUGCUCCUCAAAUACCAACUAGAAGCUACAGACAACUCCCCUCCAAGGCAAGAAUGGAGUGUCUUGCUGAAGCCAAAAUCUCCACUCCCAAUACGAUUUAUUGCUAGGGAGUGACUGCAAUUUUUUCUAAAUGUUUAAAUUGAUGUUAUUUAAUAUUUAAAUAGAUUUUGGAGGUAGAAAUUUAAAAUUGUAUAGGAAAAUUGCAGUUUGAGUAUGUGACCAUCCAGCUUUCCAAAAUUGCUUUUGUAAAAAAAAAUUCUUUAAGUUGUCUAAAUUGAACAAUGGAUCUGCAAUUUAAUCUUAACAUUUUUGCGAAGUAGUACAGAUUUAAUGUUCAGCAGAAGUGCCUUCUACUUUUACAAACACCAACUUAAAAGGCAGCUUUGUAUGGACAGCAUACAUACCCACAAUGGCAGCCAAAUGCAAAUGUUCACAACAUGUUACUGGAGAGUCCUCUGCUAAACCACAGAUAUAUUUUGACAAAGUGAAUUCCUUGUUAAGUUGAGAUGUAGUGAGAUUGAAGGAAAUGGAAUAUUUCAUUUUAGAUGAAGGAGGGUUAUUUGCCAUAAAACUCGUUCACAAGAUCUUGGGGAUGAGGUGUUAUUUUAAAUUUUUAUAUUUUAGAUUUUAGGACGGGCAUAAAUGUUGGUAAUAUUGUGAAGAAAUAAGCAGCAGUUAAACCAUAGAUAUAUUUGGGUUUAGGUGCAAUGAGAUGUACAGAUGUAUUAAAAUUUAAGGAAACUAAAUAUUUCAUGUGAUAUGAUAAAAUGUUUUACUGGUUUAAGGGAAUGUAUUUUUUAUGUAUGGCUUUGACUAUGUUCUUGAAGGUGUAUUACCAGUGCAUUUUCAUGGAGAGAAACAAUCUUUCUAAGUUGGCUGAAAACUCUGAGAUUUAUUCUACUUUUGUAAAGAAAGUCAUUGGGAUUGGCUAACAAUGUCUCAAAUCACCAGACUAGCACUGCAUAACCUCACAAGCAGCCAUGAAAGAUAUUUUAGCUUUAAACCUUUUAGUUUUUGGACUAUGGAGGAUUGAAAAGAUGUUAUAGAUGACAAAUGUUUUCUAUUUAAUUUUUGAAGGAGAAUGGUUUAAACCAACAAUGCAAUCAUUUGCUUUUGUAUCUUGUAUGGAUAAAAAAGUAGCUUGAGCAGGCCAAAGGAGCUGUAGAGAUAUGGCCUACUUAUAUACCAUCACUAAAGUACAAAUAAAAAACUGAAGUACAAAUAAAAACUGAAGUUUCACAAACACAAAAAUGCACACUUAAUGAAGUUAAGGCAUACAUCCAGGUUUAUUUUAUAGGUAGUUGUGUUAACCCAAUGCCACCGGGGAAAAUGAAUAAAAAAUGGGGAAAAUGUGCUCAUUUUCUAUAUGUUUUGUGAAAUGUCUCUGAACAUGGAUGGCUCUGCUUGUGCUUAGCCACAAAGGAGUCCAU